Molecule: messenger RNA, 1348 nt
Organism: Dromiciops gliroides (monito del monte)
Lineage: Eukaryota; Metazoa; Chordata; Mammalia; Microbiotheria; Microbiotheriidae
Gene: LKAAEAR1
Product: LKAAEAR motif containing 1
Exons: 5
Coding region: 243-998 (251 amino acids)
Source: RefSeq, a predicted model, not a curated record
CAACAGUAUCAACAGCCUGAGCCUCUGACCAAGGAGAGAAGAGGCUUCCUACAGAACAGACAAAAGACAAAAGCCAGCAGAUACCCAGAAGAUCUCAGAAGCCUAUGUAUGAGUCGGAUGCACCAUCCUGGACAGAAUCUGAUCUUAGAGCCUUUCAUCAUCGCUCACUCCAUAUCAACUUCCCAGGAAGGAGAGGCAGUGGGGAGAAGCAGGAAGAGCUCUAGCAAUCAGGGGCCAGGAAGAUGCCAGGAGCACAGCUGGACUCAGAUAAGGGGAAUAAACAAAAGAGGACAAGUUCCAUAAAGAGGGAGACUAACACAGGCAAACAGGAGCAGGAAGCCUCGGCAAAGAAGGAGGCAGUGGAAGGAAAUGAAUCCAGGCAAAAGAAGAAAGCAGCAGCCACCACAGUGAAUGUCACCAAAGGUUGGAAGAAGGUGGUAACGGCAAAGGCCGCAGUGAAAGCAAUGGCAGCCCGGUCAAGGGAAGAAUUCAAGAGCCAAAGCCCGUGGGGGGAAGCAAAAGGGUUGACCACGUUUCUGAAAAAGUACCCGGAUGCCCUGCUGCGCAAGGACCUGGCUUCCUUAUCUCCAGCCGAGGCGAAGCGUUACUUGCUUUUUGUGGAACCCAAGAAGGCCGGAUCCAGCGCCCUGCUCCCCAGUGACUCGAUUGAUAGCAUCAGCAGCAGUCAAGGCUGCAGGCGGUGGGAGCUGCCUGCGGAGGCAGACACAGAACAGCAGAAAUGCCUCAUUGGAGUGCUGAAGGCUUUCGAGGCUCGAAGCCGAAUCCGAGCACUACGACUCCGAUAUACACGGAUGAGGGCUGAUGAGAUAAAGCACCUGAUUAGCAGGCAGAAAACAGCCCGGGCAGCAAUCCGACUUGAAAUAUUCCUGCCCCCUCAUCUGAACCCCACAAAGAUCCCUGACUGUCUGGACAGACGUGAGAGGCAUCGAGUAGAGGCCAUCCUAGAAGAAGACAACGCCCAUCCAAUGUUCAGAUGAUUUGGAGGAGCCAGCUAGGGAUCAUUUCCCCUACCACUGGAAGCUCUGGACCAAAAAAAAAAAAAAAGAAAAAACCAGAAGAAUUCUUUCCACCUGAAAUUCUUUCUUUUAUCUUUUAUCUUUAUUCCCUGAUAACAUGCCCAAGACUAAUUUUAUGACUAUAAAUUGGGUACCUGGGUCAGGUAUACGCCCAAAUUCUGGCUUUAGCACCACACAAACAACAGGACAGCCUCCUUGGCCCAGACAACAUCACAAACACACACAAUAGAUAUAGUCACCAGGCAGCACUUGGCUGAAAUCUAGAUCAGGAAUGCUAUAGAAAAAUAUGUGGCUUUCAUCAGAAUAUCUGA